Molecule: messenger RNA, 1842 nt
Organism: Soboliphyme baturini
Lineage: Eukaryota; Metazoa; Nematoda; Enoplea; Dioctophymatida; Soboliphymatidae
Source: the annotation of a GenBank genome assembly
GAACACGUUUGAGUUGUCCGAAAUGAACCCGGAUUUGAUAUAUUUGGACAACGCUGGAGCUCCUCGUUGUUCUUCUGAUCUUCUAGAAGCGAUCCUGAAAGAUACCGUCGCUGCAGGUUAUGGCAACCCACACAGUCGCAAUAAUCUGAGCAUGUCGACCUCAGAAGUCAUUAGUCGAACACGAAUCCGGAUUUUAUCACAUUUCAACACCACGUCGAAGGACUACUCUGUUAUAUUCACAUCCGGGGCUACAGCGGCUCUCAAGCUUCUUGCCGAGACGUUUCCUUGGCAGCCUAGCUGUUCUCACUGUUGUGGCCACCAGACAGCGGAUUGUGCUUCACGAACUUCACUGUUUCAGGUCAGUGGCAAUCAGCUGCCCAGUGGUUCGUUGUUUGCUUAUUUGCUUGACAAUCAUACGUCGGUUAUUGGCAUGAGGGAAUAUGCUCUUGACGCAGGAGCAUCUGUGAUUUGUUUGAAAGAAACCGAUGUUCAGAGACUUCUGCUACAAUCCGCUGACCUGUGUCCUCGUUGCGAUUGUCGCGCACUUUUCGUUUAUCCCGGACAGAGCAACUUCUGUGGUCGCAAGUAUCCAUCUAAAUGGAUAACCGCCAUCCAGCAGCGGUCACUGAAUGGUGCCAGCUGGUCUGUAUGUGUCGAUGCAGCUGCGCUGUUAUCAUGCGACACCGUUGAUCUUUCGCGAUACCCAGCAGACUUCGUUGCACUGUCAUUCUACAAGAUCUUCGGCUAUCCGACAGGCAUUGGCGCUUUGCUGGUGAAGAAUAAUGUCGCUUCUUGUAUGAAGAAAAAGUACUUUGGCGGUGGAUCAGUUUUUGCCUAUUUGCCUUCGUCUCGGUUCUGUAAGCCAAGGGAUUCGAUCGAGGAAAGAUUUGAAGAUGGGACCGUUCCUUUCCAGCAGAUUGCAAGCUUGAACCUAGGAUUUGAUGAAUUUAACAAUAAGGGCGGCGGUGCAUCCAGUAUCAAGCAUUACGUAUUCCGUCUAACCAAGUUGGUGUACGAUUUUCUGUCCUCGCUCAAACACUUCAAUGGAGCACCGGUUGCCCGACUGUACUGCUGUACGGAUUUCGAAAGCUGUGAUCGUCAAGGAGGCAUCGUGAACUUUAACCUGAAAUCCGUCAACGGUAGUUGGAUAGGCUACAGCACGAUCGAGAAGUUAGCAGACGCCUGCGGGGUUUGUCUCAGAUCAGGGUGCUUCUGUAACAUAGGCGCUUGCCAGCAACAUCUUGACCUGUCUGAUGAAGAGGUUGUCCAAAACUACGAGCACGGUAAACGCUGCGGUGACCAAGUGGAUAUUGUGAACGGAAAACCGGUCGGUUCGGUGAGAGUGUCUUUUGGCUGGCUCUCAACUGAGGCGGACGUUGACGCAUUUUUCCGCUUUAUAACCUCAUGUUUCGUCGAGCGAAGCUUUCCCCAUCCAUCAAGUUGGUCAGCGGUUUGUCAUCAGGAAAUAUUUUAUGACUGUUCUGAAGAACACGUUGUCGACACCAUCGAGAGCAGCAUGAAACUUUCGAGCAUAUUUUUUUAUCCGGUGAAAUCUUGUCGACCGGUGAGAGUUGACCACUGGCUUGUGACCAGAAACGGAUUGCUUUUCGAUCGCCACUGGAUGAUCGUCGAUGCCUCCAAUGCAUGUGUCACUCUCAAGCAGCUUCCGUCACUCGUUGCUGUGCAACCCCUGAUGGACUUGAAAGAAAGAACCCUCGAAUUAUCAGCAGUGAAUAAGAUCGGCGAUUUUGAAAAGCUUCACGUCCGUAUAGACGCUGCUAAUGACCCUUAUGCCAAGAACGUGGAAACUAAGGUCUGCUUGCGGAGGUAUGGUUAUUGAAG